CGACCGGGAGCUCGAGCAAUCUGUGAUGGAGGGCUGUGCUAAUCGUCGGUCUUCCCCGACCUGAUGUGGCGGCACGUCAUAGAUGAUCGACUUUGACACGUGAUCCCGCCUCACAACUGUACUGCUCUUCCAGCUCUCUUCGCCACAAUCAUGGAUCACCAUCACCACGACGCGAAUUGCGGACACGAAAGCACGGAGCAUGAUCAUGACCACGACCACGACUCCUCAGAAUCGGGCCCCAAAGAUAACCUGUUCUCGCAGAUCGAGCGCGCCAACGUCGUCGCGCUGAACGCCACCGGCCCCGGCUCCGCCGUCAUCAAACCGUGGCACGAGCGACUAGACGAGGAAAAGUCGAUCUCAUCCGAUGCCGACGACCAGAUCAUCGUUCGCAUCCCGUUCACAGACUCGGUCAAACUGCGCGCCCUCCUGCUGAAGACGGGCCCGGCGGACGAGACGCCGACGAAAGUCCUCCUGUUUGCCAACGACGCGAAUCUGGACUUUGACGACCUGGACGACAAGACGCCUACGCAGGAGUGCCUCGUCGCGCAGGGCCGCGAAGUGGGAGAAUACGCGCUGCGGACCGCCAAGUUUUCUAACCUCUCAUCGAUCUCGCUUCUGUUCCCGGCCUCCCAAGGAGCAGAUGCGACGCGCAUAUACUACAUCGGCUUUCUGGGACAAUGGACUGAGCGUAAACGACAGGCGGUGGUGACGGUGUACGAAGCCCAAGCCAAUCUCGCGGACCACGAAAAGAUCCAGGGGAUGGAUGGGGGGCUCAGCUCGCGCCCGGUUUGAUCAUGUCAUGUUAUGCAAUUGUAUGUUAUGUAUGUCUAGUGUACAUUGAUGUAGUAUGCUGCUCGAGAUAAAAACAAGACCUGAUCAUUAUCACUGCAUGAAGCUCAUGUCGAAAGCUGGGUUCCGGUUAACAUUAACAUUCCCAUAGCCGGGCUGUUGCUGCUGCUGCUGCUGCU
Molecule: messenger RNA, 968 nt
Organism: Mycena citricolor
Lineage: Eukaryota; Fungi; Basidiomycota; Agaricomycetes; Agaricales; Mycenaceae
Source: the annotation of a GenBank genome assembly